Molecule: messenger RNA, 8360 nt
Organism: Saccostrea echinata
Lineage: Eukaryota; Metazoa; Mollusca; Bivalvia; Ostreida; Ostreidae
Product: microtubule-associated protein futsch-like
Exons: 3
Coding region: 154-7638 (2494 amino acids)
Biological process (GO): regulation of gene expression
Cellular component (GO): nucleus
Molecular function (GO): DNA binding
Source: RefSeq, a predicted model, not a curated record
CCGACUCGCUUCGCUUGACAGAAGGCGACCGCCAUUACAUUGAUUCCUAGCAAAGUGUGAGCGAGUGUCAUGCUUUGAAAAAAAACUCUCAUAUCCUACAUGGAAUGUUUGCAGUAAAUUAUAUUGAACGACUCAAUAAUACAAAAGGAAGCCAUGGAAGAUAAGGAGUUGUCAAACACUCAAGAUAAGCUGAUAACCAGAAGCAAAGCAAAGACCUCCGUAGGCCACAGGAAAAUUGUCAACUACCUUGAAAAGAUCAGCAAAGACGAAUCAGGGGCCCCGGUGAAAUGGAAAUUCAGUAAGAAAGGAGUUAAGUAUGCUCAAGGUAUUAGUAAACGUAUUACAAAAUCCAAGACAGAGAAAAAGUUAAAACGUCUUCAAAGUCACCCACUAAAAAUGGAAAAUACAGACUCAGUUGGUGAAAAUACUUCUGAGAAUCGCCAGUUUGUAAAAAAGAAACCAGGCAGAAAAAAGAAAAAGCUUGAGAAUGUUCAAGAAACAGAAUCCAAAUUAGAAAAAAAUGAUGAGGACGAAGAUGCUUUACAAACUGAUAAUUUGAUAAUCAGCAUCAGAAGACUAGACUCGGAAUCAUCUACACCUGGAGCAACUGAACGUAUUGUCACAAUAAAACAUCCUUCUGAGAAUGUUAAAACUGCUGAAAAAUCCAUUCAGGAGAAUCUACUCCCUCAACCUGCUCCUAUUAAAAAGCGUGGCCGUCCAAAGAGUAUUCAUAAAAUGAUUCAAGAAAAGGUUAAAGCUAGUAAACUAAAACUAACCUCCAACAAAGUAGAAGUGAAUUUAAGGAAACCCAGCAACAAGUCUGAAGCACUUCGAAAUUUGGAGAAGGUUGUUGCUGUGAAACGAGGACGCCCGCGGAAAAACAAAUUGGAGACAAUAGAAAACAUAGAAAUAAAGAAAGAAGGUAUGGGAGAAAGUGAAUCCAGAGAGCAGUCUGUAUCAAGAGUUGAUUCAGACAUAGAAAGUAUCGAUUCAAAUAUUAGUGGUUCAUCUUCAAGACAGAAAACCAAGAUUCGAAAGACGUAUCAGGGAAUACGACUGGGACCAAGGAAAUUGCUCCGUAGUCAAGAUAGUUUAAUGACUCGUAGGAAAAAAGUUACACUUUCAUCUGUUGCAGCUUCAAAAUUUAAAAGAAAGCGAACAUUGAGUAGUGAUUUUGAACUCCUUGAUGAAGUUUCGUUAAAAAGAAAAAUACGCAAAGAAGAGUUGGAUGAUGUCAGUCGUGAAUCUUCCAUAGAUAGGGAUGAGAACAGACAGAAAGCUCAGACGAAUGAUGAGAAAUUUAAUGUGCCAAAGCCACAAGAAAAUGCGGAUAACAGAAGAAUUGACUCUUCUCAAGUAGUUUCAUCAGAAAAAUUAAUUUCACAAGCAAAGCCAAAGAUGACCAUCGAUGAAUCAAAUGACAGUAGAGAAAAUAAAUCAUCAGAACCUGAAAAAUCAGUAACAAAAGUUAAAAGGCGAGGGAGACCACCGAAGAAACUAUCUGAAAAAUAUCAAAAUAAAAAUUUUGAACCUGAGGAAAUGCCGCAACCGUCGAGAAAACAGAUAUUUCACGAUAGCACAAUUCCGAAAUUAUCAAAAAUUAAGCAGGAACAUCCUCAGAAAAAAGCAGAAAAUGCAGAUAAAAACAGCUCUCCUCUCAUAGAAAUUUCAAUGGAAGAGAGCACUGAACAGUAUACGAGCAGUCGAAGUGUCUUUACAUUUGGCACUCUGAAAAUUAUUGGACCAGGUGGCGUUAAACUUAAAGGUAACUCUCCUUUGAAACAAGUUUAUGACACUGCUACAGAAAAGCCUCAUUGUAAGAUGAAAUUAUAUACAGAAACCUGUACUGAGAAUGCAGAAAUUGGAAACAAGGAGAGACAAAGUAAAAAACACGAAAAUAUUUCUUCAAAGGCGAUAAAAUUACAAGAAAAAAGUAGUACUAUCACUUCAUCAUACGAAAAAGAAGGAAAUGAAAUUGGAAGAGAUGGCAAAGCAGAAAAAAUACAGAAAAUGAAAAUUCAUCCCGAGAAAAUGGAAGAGGAGCUUGGUAAUAAUGUAGAUGCGAAUAAAGAUUGCUCCCAAGCUCAAUCCAAUGAAGACGAGAUAAGUCGACUCAGCACUUCUACAGAUGAAAUAUUAUCUAAAGAAGCUGAGGAAACAGGCGAACAUGAAAAUGUUGACACAAUCAAUUUGAAGCCAGAAGAAAAUGAAGAAAUGAUAGACAGACAAGGUGAACGAUUAUGUGUAGAUAAAGUUUCCCAGUACAUAGAAUCUGAAAAAGAAGAAAGUAAGAAUGAACAGAAUCGGGCAACUCCCCCAACACUAGAUGCAAAUCUAAUAACAGAAGAAAACAGCUCAAGAGAAGUGCUUGAGCAAAAUCUGGGCCCACCAGAACCACAACUGACGAAAGUGGAAUGUGAAGCUGCAUGUACUGACGAAAAUGCAACAACUGGAACUGAAAAGGUUGCAAUUGAAAUUAUCAAUGAUGAAUGUCUGAACAGCCAACGAACAAAAGAAAAUGAAGGCAUUGCAGGUGCUAGAGAAAAUGAAAUAAAUUCAAACACGAAAGAGGAAGACUUUGAAAGUGAUGCUUAUGUUGAAAAUUUUAAGGAUGCUCCGUCUCCAAAUGAAUCAACAGCGUAUAGUUCAAAUUCAAAGAAAACUCUUGAAACUGAAAAACAGUUUUUAGAAGAAACGACGACGAGAAUAUACGAGAAGCAACAGGACUGUACUGAAAGAUCAGAUAUCAUUGACGAAAAAGACAUUGAUAUCAGAAGUACUAUAAAACCCGAUUCUUCAACUAUAUUUGUUGCAGAAGACGAAAGUAAAAAACAGUCCGUUAAUGGCAAGGCUAUAGAGGUGGAAUCCACAGGAGAUAAUGUAUGCCAAGAAAAUAUGGAAAUGAAUGAAAUAAUUGAGGAGAAUAUCGAAAAGUCAGAUGCUGCUCUGGAUAGUACUACUAAAUUAAAAGACGAGACGACUUUGAUUACAAACUUUGAUGAGACAGGCAGUAGUGAGAUCGGGAAAACCGACGAGGAAGAAAGUAAAGAAGGUAAUUUUCUUUCUGAAAAGAGAAUAGAUUCUGCAGAAGAAAUGUCGAUGGAUGAAUCCGAAGAGUCUACAGCAUUUUCAACAGAAAAUAACGAAAUGCAUGAAGAAAAGAUAGCAUCAGAAGAGAAAACUGAGAACGAAGAUGAAAUAAUUCUCCAAGAACAUCAGAAUAAAGAUAACAUAGGCAAAACAUUAACUAGUAUUGAUAUUGUGGUUAAUGCAAAUGCAGCAUUGCAAAAUGUCAUACGAGAAGAUACGGACAAUUUUUCAAUUCCAAACCGAAUUGAAGAGGCAAACUCCGCCUCAGUCGGACAAGUUCCGGCAGAGGAAAGUAGUACAGAAACUUUUUCAAAAGAUGCAGAUCAGAAACCAGAUUACAUACCGAGCGAUUCUGAAAUUCCAGGACUUUAUUUUAGAAAUAUACAGAAGAAGACCACCGAUGAAGAAAUUUCCGUCAAUUCUUGUAUGCAAUCAGAAGUGACUGAUGUCUCCGAUGAUGCUAAAUUAGAUAUUUCUAUAAACGAUCAGCUGACAGAGAAACUAGAGAUAAAUGUUGAUAAAGAUGAAAAUUCGAGUUCUUCAGAGCUAAGUCUUAAUCACAGUGGAAACUUCACCACUCUCAAGGAUGAUCACCUAAAGGUGACAGAGGAAGGAAGCCCAGAACAUGGAGAUCAUUCAUCAAAGAAGAAAGCUGGGAAAAACAUUUCUCCAACACAAAGAGUAUUCCAGCUUCGACAGAAAGCGUCACGGUCACCUCUUGAAAUUAUUGCAAUGAGACAGAGUAAAGAGGAGAGAGAAUACUUAUUAGAACAAUCCCAGAAAGCCUUUAAGAGAGAGGAAAAACAAAGAAGGUUGAAAACAAAACAACAGAAAUUGGAAAACAAUUUUGAACAAGUACAUGUGAACACUAAUCAGAAGGAUGUUUCUGAUAUUUUUGAAAAAGUUCCGUCCCCAGCUAAUGUUGUUGCUGCGUCUGUAGAAGAACAACCACGCUCUCUUGACACAGACAGACAGGAAAAAAGCAUGAUGCUAGAAGAACUAUGUAAACCAUGUCAUGUUAUUCUUAUCGACUUCAUGAAGUAUCUUAAUGUUACAGAAAAGUCAGACAUGGACUCGGAGGAUCCAAUAUAUGAGAAAACACAAGAAGGAAAUGAAUCAGAACAGCAAAACAAGGAAAUGACAAUUCAGAAAGAAGAAGGAAAGAUAGAGGAAGUGAAAGAAACUUUGCUUUCUGAGAUGCAACCUGAAGCAAAGAAAAAACGAAGACCAUCAGCUCGUAAACAGGCAACUGGAUAUCACUUCAAUAGAAAACUGACUGCAGAAAUAGUUCGAUAUCCUGAGGACGAACGUGCAAACCAGUCUGAUUCUGUUGUUCCACCACUUAGACUGAAAAUUAAGCAGAACUUGAUUCUUGAACCAAGGAAGAAGCUUAAACCAGGGAGACCAGCAAAAAGAAAAGCGAGAAAAAGCAUGAGUCCUAAAAAGAAAAUCAAUUUCACAGAAAAUAGAUCCAAUCUUAUGCAAGAAGGUAUAAAGUUGCUAAGUCAGGAAGUGGUAAAGGGUGAUUCUCCACAUCCUCAUGUGCCGAGUCCCCGACACGAUGAAGAGAGUGAUUCUGAUAUGUGCGAGUGUGUAUAUAAUCAAUGCGGGUUUCAAUCAAUUCGCAAAAAUGUAGAAACACAUGUUUAUGUUCAUUUGAAGAACACCAAAAUGACAUGCAUGAGAUGCAGUAAAAUAUUCAAGAACAGUAGUAUGGCAUAUGCACAUUCUGGAAAAGAACAUCCGAAUGAGGAAGUACUGAUAGAGCCAUCGGAAAAGUGUGAUGUUAAACAGUACUACAAAGUUCUUAAAUCUCCAUCUUCAGCACCAUCAUCUUCUCCCCAGCAAAUUAUUCCACAAGUAGAACAGUCUCCAGAGGCUGUGAUAAUUAAAGUUGUGCUCCCUGGAAAUAGACAGGGAAAGGGAUGUUAUUGUUGUAGCUAUUGCGACUUCUCCUCUUCCUUACAGCAAGAUAUUCUUGAUCACAUCAACGAUAACCAUCGUCCUGAUAUUCAGUUUACCUGUUCAUUAUGUGAUAAACAAUUUUUUGGGAAUAAGGAUGGCAUUGCCGAUCAUUUUAAGACGGAACAUCCAAAUGAACCUAUUAUGUACAAAUCUUCGCCUGAUUUUUAUGAUUCUAGCAAGGGUGUUGUGCACAGUCAUUCUGUAAGCACUAAUGAUAAAGGAAACAUUUUUGAAAAAUUUUCCGAUAUGUUUCCCCGAGAGAAAGCAAGUGCAGAAAGCUCCCCAAGAUCAAGUAAAUCACGGUGGCACGAGAAAACUUCAGCGGAAGCAGAUAGCACGACGGUGGAACAUGACGAUAUGCACAAGGAACCUGAAUCAACUGCUAAGGGAAGUGAAGAAACGCUAAUUAGAAUAACUGAAACAGAACCUGUGGAGGACGGUAUUGAAGCUCUUGCAAAAGAAUAUGGAAAUAAAAACACGGCAGAUGAGACUGUAAUUGAAAAUGUGCAGACAGGAGAAAAGAAAUACCGUGAUGAUACCAGCCAAGAAGAAUCCAAUGAUAUGGGUUUGAAGAUAGUGGAUGUAGUAAGUUUAAGAGAUCAGGCGGACAUAGAUUGGUCAGACACACCUUCAUCUUUACCUCAGUCACAAAGUGCUUUUGGUAAUGUUCCGUAUUCACAGGUUCAUAAUCAAGAUCAUCAGAGUCUUUCUCAAAGCAAUGUGAGUAUAGUAUCAGCACUUACUUCACCAAGACAGUACCCUAAUUUGUAUUCAUCCACCAUUCCUCCUAGGGCAGUUCCUAGUGCAAUUGUAGGUGUACCUCAAAGAAAGGUACCACCUUCAUCAUAUCCACUUGCACCAAAGAAAAAGAAUGAUGGAAAAACGUGCACAACAUACAAGUGUGAAAAAUGUAACGUGCAUGCACCAGUUCUAGCAACAAUGGUGGAACAUUUGAGGCUUAGUCAUAGAGACAUAGAGAAAUUAUUCUUGUGCCCAUACUGCAGGCAGUAUGAAGGAGCAACAGAACCAGACAUACACCGUCAUAUCAAACAGUAUCAUCAUCAAAAUAUGCAACAGAAAAGCCCACCAGUAGCUUUAUCUAGUGCUGCCAAACAACAUCUUCGAACUAUCCAAGUUGCAUUAGGAGACAGUCAUUCCUCAACGGAUAAAGUAGUUAUGGAAAAAGAUAUUUAUAAGUGCUUGAAAUGCAAUGGACACAUGCCAUCUUUGGAUUUCAUCUAUUCACAUCUUGAAAAACAACAUAAUGAAUUUUUUGUUAAUGCCUGUCCUGAAUGCAAGCGUUUUAGACAUAAAGAUGAACAGGUGGUGUUUCAACAUAUAAGAGAUGUACAUGGAAAAAGCACUGAAAAUGUAACUCUCUCUGUGGCAAUCGAAGAGAAUCUUUUCACAAGGGUACAGUGUUUGACAAAAGGAAAAGUAACACCUUCAACAAAGUCUCAGUCAGGUGCCGCCAGUGUUUCUUUACAAGGUCCAAAUGUCUCAAGAAUAACUACGUCUGUAACCCAGGAACGUGGUAGUUUAUCAAAUCAGAUCUCUCAAAAUCCAUUAUUAAGGCCAGCAAUCCCCAUCGUCUCGCAAGUUCGCCCAUCAUUCCCUUCACCACAGUCAAUGGCUUCUCCUCUUCUUCAACAGCCACCCCAAUUUCUGAGCAAGUCUUCUCUGCGUAAGUCCAGACCAGUGCAUAGGGAUGCAACAAGGUCGUUUACUCCUAGAAGUGAUGCUGACUUUCCUGGAUCUUCAAUGCAAGGUUCUGGGAAUGUAAAUGAUCCUCCCCCAUUGAUGAGAGCACCACCUCCUCUUAUCAGAUUUCAACAAACACAGUUUGGUAAAUCCAUAAACUCUCCUCAAGAACCGCUAUCGUCACAGACUGAUCCUUCUGUUCGAGGCACAUCCUUUGGUAUGACAGAUAGAUUACAAAGAUUACAUAGUCCUAAUUCCAGUAGAAUGAGUUCUCCAGUGCCAUCGGCAGGGGAUUCCGCACCUAUUGUCAGUCGUCCUGUGUUAAAAGUUCCAAAUGUUCGCCCAACAUUAUCAUCUCCACCAACCACUCAACCACCACCGUACUCAGUUGCUAUUGUUUCACGAGGAAAUGCAGGAAGUGUACUCGAUUUGUCUCGCCAAAUGUCUUCACCUCCUGCAAGGCUUGUACACAAACCAAAUCUGGAAGCCGAGGAUGUUUCUCCGGAUGCCUUCCAAAUAUUUAAUAUCAGACCAGGCACUCCUCAAAAUGAUCCGAAUUUGAAUAAUUAUAACCAGUUUCAAGUACGACCAAGUAGUGCGCCAAAUUCUAGAAUGCUUUUAGGAAUGCAGUCAAGCCCCAGAGUGCAAGCAUUAACUCAGCAGAUGCAAACUGCCAAGGGGAUUACACAGCAGAGACACUAUUUACCGAGACAAAGGUUUGCUUCGCCUAAUGUUGUGGUUAGUGAUAAAAACAUGCCAAUUGAAGGUAGAAUAUUUAAGUGUCCAUACUGCCCACAAAUAAUUCCUCUCAGCAUCGCCGAAGUUCCUAGACAUAUUGAGCAGAAACACCCAGGGUGUUCAAUUGUUUUUCACAGGAUUUGAUGUAUGUCAAUACAUUGAUGUCAAAAGAUAAAAAUUAACACUGUAGGAAGAUCAUUAUUUGUUUUGGUUAGUGUGAUUUAAAUUCGAUUUUUAUGAGCUCAGAGCUUUAUGAAUGCACCAUAUGAAAUCAAACUACGAAUUGAUAUCAUAUAGUUAUGAAGAAGUAUAGGAUUUCCCAUUCCUUAUUUCAUAGACAUGUUUGGGAGAUGAGAAUUUUUUUAAAUGUUUGCAUAGAUAAAAUACAUAUGUUUGAGAGAUUUAAAACGCGGCAAUGCUAUUGUUUUUGCGAAGUUAUUGGGAAGAUUUUGUUGUAAAUUGUAUGCGUGUUUUAUGUUUUUUUAUUAAAGCAUUGACCAAAUGAUGAACACUAAGUACUUUGUAAAUGUGUGCACUCAUAUUUUAAGAGCGUCAGGAAAUAGUUCAUAUUGAUCUCGUUUUUUUUAAUGUGUUCACAUCUGAAGUAAAUUUAUUAAAGUCGCAUUAUAAUUAUAGUGAGUAUGAUGAAUGUAAACUUUUGUAAAUGACAAAAGGAUAAAGAGCGAAAAUUUGUCCCACUGUUAUGCGUUAGAAGAACUUUCUAGGGCAUUAUUUAUUUUUGAUCAUCUUUAUCAUCUUUUUCACAUGGACCAUAAUUUUCAAAUACACGUAUAUUGUACAUUCUGUGAUGUGAUAACUUUUGUACAAAAGAAAAGACGUUUUGCAGAAUAAAUAAUUAAUUAUCA